CAUAAGAGCCACAAGCCGCUCCUGAGAGCCCUCGCGCGGGGUCAAACCUGUUGCGACUCAGAGGCGGUUGGACUCCUUCAUUGAUCCUUAUGACACAUCAAACUGUAUAGAAUUUGAUAAGGAACAUGAGCGCCCGCGGGGCCAAGUUCCCCUUCGGGACAACGAGGCAGUCCGCAGGCUAUGCGCUAGAGAUCACGGUUCAUCCGGGUCCGCAGCACAUCCGCGUGCGCCCGCCUGCCGCGCUGGGCGGUGGUGGAAGCCACGGCUGCUGGCCCACCACCGCCUUCCAGGCCCUGCUGGUGGCGUCCGAGUACUGCGCCGCGGUGCAGGAGCUGCUGUCCUGGGCGUUCCCUUCUCCAGCCUGGGAUGACUACAAGCCCAUGGUGGCGCAAUUCGCGGCGGAGUUCAUCUCCUCCGCCGCGCCCGUGCCGGUGUCCGCGGCCACCGCCCCGGCGGGCGCUCAGCUGGACCCCGUGCUGCUGCACUGCAGCCAUUCGCUGUGGUCCAACUUCACGUUCCUUUACUUCCACGGCACACGGGAUCUGAACCUCGAGGGUCUGGGCACGGAGACGCGGCAGGCGGCACAGUGGCUGAAGCGCCUGGUGGGAGACCGGGGCUGGGCGCCGGAUGGGCUGGUCUUUAGCGCAGCGCGCACCUGGACGGAGGCCAGCAAGGCGCGCCUGGCGCCGCUCUUCCCCACCGUUCCCGGCUUCACCACGCCGGCACCGGCGCCCCUGUCCGCCACUGGCGGCACGCCGGCAGAGGUGCAGGCGCUGCAUCAGCGGACGUGGGCGGGCUGUCCGGAGCGGGAACUGGUGGAGAGAGUAGAGAAGGGCGGCGGCGACGGGCCAUACUACCCCGUCUACCCCUACCGCAUCACCAGCGGCUAUGCGGCCAACCGCAUCAAGUUCACGAUGCAGCGCGUGUCGGCGCCGCGCAGCAUCAAGGGCAGCUGCGGCGUGCCAGCGGACUACGGCCAGAGCCACAACUGCGCGCUGGGCUACCUGCUGCUCGCGGACGUGAUGCAGGCGUUCAACCAGGCCAGCAAGCAAUGGGGGAACUCGGACGGCGCCGACGACGUGACCACGAUCGACCACUUCAUCAACAACGUGCUGCUGCACGACACCAAGCCGCUGCUGAACCUGCACGGCAUCACCCGCUACGGCACCUUCCUGGCCGGCUGCGCCCUGGGCUGGGUGCCCGCGCUGGAGCAGGUGCGCGGCUGGGUGAAGGCGGCGGCAGAUGCGCUCCCGGAAGUGGCCGCCGGCAACACGCCGCCUCAGCUGGUGCUGCCCGCCAGCCUGACGCCGGCGGUGAUACAGGCCAUGGCGGCCGUGGUGCAGCAGGUGCCGGUGGCGGCGGCGCAGCCGCAGCCCCAGCCGCCGCAGCCCCAGGUCCCGCAGCCGCAGCUACAGCUUCCACAGCCUACGGCAGCGCAGCCGCAACAGCAGCCCCUGCAGCCACCGCAGCAGCCACAUCUGGCACACGUGGUGCAGCUGCCCAACGCGGCAUCCGGCGGCUCCAUUGUGUCGGGCCCGCCCACCGGCAGCUCCGGCGGCAGUGGGACGGGUCGCUCGCCCUUCGCCGCGCUGCAGCAGGCGCACCAGCAGCUGCAAGCACCGACGCUGGUGCCGCCACCGCAUGCAGCGGGCGUGGCUGCCGGUGCGGCUGGCGGCCCGGGCCCGCAGCUGCCCCAGCUGCCGGACUUGCCCCAACUACCGCCAGCUCCCGCGCAUCCAGAGUCGUCGCCCUCCGCAGAGGACGUGGCGGGCGGCAUGAGUAACAUGUCUCUGGACGGCCCCACCUUCGGGGACGAGACGCUGGCGGCGCUCGCAGCGGACAUGCGGUCGCUGAAGGAGGCGGACCUCGCCGGCAUGGGGCGGCAGCACUCCGCGGCACUUGCAGCACACGCCGGGCACGCGGGGCCGGGGCCGUCUCCCUUGGGCCCCAACGGCCCCGCCGCAGCGGUGGGGACUGCCGGAUCCCUUGGCGGAGUCGGUGCUAAGGGCGGGGAGGGGGUGGCCGCGGCGACGGCAACGGCCGGGCCGUUCAGCGCCCUGGCGGUUAUGAACCAGCUGCAGGGUUUCGGCGCGCCGGGCCCCUCGGGACGGACCGUGACCACCUCGGCGCCAGGCCCACUGCAGCAGCCGCAGCACCUGCCCCACAACGCGGCUCAGGCGCAUGCCCAGCAGCUGCUGCUGCAGCAGCAACAGGCGCAGGCUGCCAAGGCCGCAGCGGCGACGGCCGUUGCCAAGGUUGUGGAGCUGCUGGGUAGCGCGAGCAACAUCAUGGCACAGCUGGCGGCGGCGCCGGCGCACGUCCUUGAACCGUCGGUGCAGGCACGGCUGGGUGCAUUGGUGCGGGGGCAGGAGGAGGCGCUGCGAGCCUUCCGCCUCGAGUUCAACUUGCCGGCCGGCGGCCCCGGGGUGCUUGCUGGGGCCGCAGCAGCCGGCCCGUCAGCGUCGGGUGGUGGCGGCGGGGCUUGGCCGCCAGCUGAGCCAUCGCACGGCCUGCCUGGGCCAACAGCGGUGGCUUCAGCGGGCUCGGCUGGCGCGCCGCUGCCGCCGCCCGGACCGCACGCGCCAACGGCUGGUGGCGCUGCCGGUGUGCCGGGGCGGGCAUCCGGAAGCCCCUUUGAGCGGCUGGUGCGCAUGCCGGGCACGGCAGGCGCCACUGCGCCCGCCGGGCAGGGGCAGCAGCAACCGGCCCUCAGUGCCGGUGGCGGCAGCAGCGGCGGCGGUCGCAACUCCUUGCCGGGCCUAGUACCGGGCGCGUUUGGUGCUGCGGCGCCCGCGGCGACAGCCGCCGUCGCUGCCGCGCCCAGCGCGCUUAAGUUGGACCUGCCUCAGGGGGCCGCUGAGCCAGGGACCGCACAGCCGCAGAACCCUGUGGCGGGAGCCGGCGGCGGCCCUGCCGCUGGCCCCGGGCCUGCCGGCGCAAGCCCGCCUUCUAGUGGCGGCGCACCGGCGUCGAGCGGCAGCGCCGGCAACAUCUCUGGCAGCACCUUGGGGCUGCUUGGGGCCUUCGGCGAGAACACGGCUGGGGGUGACAACAUGUCGCUGAUGCUGCAGCUCAUGGAGGGCGGCACCGGCGGUGGCGAGACGCUCGGCGGCGGGAACGUGUCGCUGAUGUCGCUGGGCAAUGACUCGUUGUUGGGGUUGGACGGGAACGGCACGCUGGGCCUGGGGCUGGGUCAGGCGGGUGUGGAUGCGAUGGGCAGCGAGGGCGUCCUGAUCAACACGGCGGGGGCGGCGGCAGGAGGCGGCGGCAUGGAGGCGCAGGGUGUGGGCGCAGGCGCGGGGCCGGGCCCGGCGGGGCACUGACAUGCUUGCGUCGGGUACGGAGUGUAGCGUUACGACAAGUGUUCACGUCGAUCACGGGAAAAGGGGCUGAGCCCCUCCACAGUCUGAGGCCGAACAACCUCAUUGCCCGGACAUAGCCGGGGUCGGUUUCCACAGGCACAUAGCCAAACCAGGUGCCUAGCAAUCGCGAUGCCAUAGCAGAGCUAACCGCAGCCAGACGUAACACAGUUAUCAACAACUUUGGGAGUCCAUGGACAACUGACUGAGGAGAGCGCGGCGCCGCCCAAGAAGCGGCGCCGGUGCGCAGGUUGAGACCUGCCGAUGUCCGGUUUGCGGUCUUUCCUGGCGAGCAUAGCGUAGCGUGGUGUGUGAUGGGACUUCUUGCUGUUUUGUUGCCCGUUGUGCGAGACAGCAGGACGCGGCUGGACACAUGGCGGGCGGUGCCUGUACAAACCGACCCCGGCUAUACGAGGAAGGUGGCGGGGCCAGGUAAAGAUGACUGGUGGAAUGGUACAUGAUGCAUGUAGUUUUGAAACCUUCGGCCUCAGACAUUGCACCAACGUGGCGUGGGCUCAGCCCACUUUUCCCACGAGAGGGAGAGCCACCUUUCUUGUCUACUGAAGUUGCAAAUGUACACAUGAUGCAUGCUGCUGAGGGACCUGCGUCGACUGAAUUGUCAUGCAAUGAAGGCACUCAGAAUAAUGAGGCGGCCACCCAUUGGUGCCUGGCAAAGCGUACGUAGCAAUCAACUGGCGUUGAUGAUGUUGAUGUGAGCUGUUAUGACAUAGAAUGCACACACGUUGCAUAUGGUCGCAAGCAGCAAGCUUGGUUGGCCCAGUAAACAGAUCCCUUCAGGGGCGUCCCUUGAUACCUAGACAGUUGAUGCCAGGGUAAGUCAACCUUCCCUGGUUGGUGGGGUGACAAUUGGCAUGUAUGCCUGCGCCCCAAAGCUCACAU
This is a messenger RNA of Chlamydomonas reinhardtii, 4259 nucleotides long. RefSeq lists its product as uncharacterized. Bases 126 to 3323 code for a protein of 1065 amino acids. The record is from RefSeq and is a predicted model, not a curated record. NCBI's taxonomy places the organism in Eukaryota, Viridiplantae, Chlorophyta, Chlorophyceae, Chlamydomonadales, Chlamydomonadaceae. The transcript has 5 exons.